ACUGCAUACCGAAGCGAGCAACAAGUUGUCAUGUCUGUCUUGGAGUAUCUUUGCUAGGUUAGGUGCGGCGGCAGCGGCAGUUGUGUGCAACCUCCAGUCCACCUGAGACCCGAGAAAAGCGCGGCGCGAGCAAAGGAGCAGAGUGUUUCGGAAAAGUCGGCAUGGCCUUCCACGGACCAGCGUACGGCCUCAGCAGGGAGUGCCAGAUGAAGGCGCAGGCAAAGUUCAGCCUGGAAAGAGCGCUCGAGUGCGUCUCGUGGGUGGAAGACAUGAUUGGACGCCGCCUCGACACCCCCGACGGCGGCCACAACAUCAAGGACCAGCUCGAUUUCGCCUUUGGACUCAAGGAUGGCAUCACUCUCUGCGAGCUGAUAAACAGGCUGGAGCCAGGCACCGUGAAAAAGAUCAAUACCAUGAAAGCACCCUUCAAACAGAGGGAAAAUAUCGAGAUGUUCCUCAAAGGCUGCAUUUCCUACGGGCUCAAAUCUCAAGACUUGUUCCAAGUCAAUGACCUCUACGAGCAUAAAAAUAUUUACAUGGUGGUUGACUGCCUAUUUUCGUUAGGAGGGCUGGCCCAGAAAAAGGAAUUCGACGGUCCAGUACUCGGUGUGAAAGUGGCCAAUGAAAACAAACGUUCGUUUACCGCUGAACAGCUGAACGAGAGCAAGCGAAUAAUUGGGCUGCAGUACGGCAGCAACCAGGGCGCCAGCCAGUCCGGAAUGACCGCUUUUGGUCACACCAGACAAAUCCUGCCAGACGAGUUCAUGAGACGCUGAAUGAGGAGGCGAGUUGUGUACAAGUCUAAAUUAAGCCUUUCACUACACGAUAACAUUAGCAAUUAAGACGAAAGAACUACGACGUUUGGAACCUCAAAAAUUAAUCCCAUGCUGUCUUCUAACCUGCGGUUCACUUUUUAUACUAUUUAUUUUGUAAGCAUAAGCAAAUAGAGACUCUUGCCAAGAAUAAAACUGUAUAUUCUGUGUGUCAUAAAAAACGAAAACCAAAAAUGAAUUAAA
Molecule: messenger RNA, 1016 nt
Organism: Cloeon dipterum
Lineage: Eukaryota; Metazoa; Arthropoda; Insecta; Ephemeroptera; Baetidae
Product: myophilin-like
Exons: 7
Coding region: 162-776 (204 amino acids)
Biological process (GO): actin filament organization
Cellular component (GO): actin cytoskeleton
Molecular function (GO): actin filament binding
Source: RefSeq, a predicted model, not a curated record